Molecule: messenger RNA, 1105 nt
Organism: Lycium barbarum (goji berry)
Lineage: Eukaryota; Viridiplantae; Streptophyta; Magnoliopsida; Solanales; Solanaceae
Product: probable galacturonosyltransferase-like 1
Exons: 1
Coding region: 16-771 (251 amino acids)
Cellular component (GO): Golgi apparatus
Molecular function (GO): glycosyltransferase activity
Source: RefSeq, a predicted model, not a curated record
UUAACUGAGUAGUAAAUGUUAAAAUAUAUACUAACUAUUAAAUUCCUACGCGCCACCAUACUCGCGUCAUUUCCUUACCUUAAAUUCGAUGUUUAUCGAUUCGAUGAUUCCUUUGUUUCUGGUCUCAUUUCCACGUCUAUCCGUUCAGCUUUGGAUUGUCCUUUAAACUAUGCAAGAAGUUACUUAGCCAAUAUCUUACCAUUAUGUGUUAAAAAAAUCGUGUAUUUGGAUUCAGAUUUGGUUUUAGUUGAUGACAUAGCGAAAUUGGCACAAACCCCACUUAAUGAAAACCAAAUUCUUGCAGCCCCAGAAUAUUGUAACGCAAAUUUCACAUCAUAUUUUACACCAACAUUCUGGUCAAACCCUUCGCUCUCGUUGACUUUUGCGGAUCGAAAAGCAUGUUAUUUCAACACGGGUGUAAUGGUAAUUGAUCUUGAUCGUUGGAGAAGUGGUGAUUAUACAAGAAAGAUUGAAGCAUGGAUGGAAUUACAAAAACGUAUGAGAAUUUAUGAGUUAGGUUCGUUACCACCUUUUUUACUUGUGUUUGCUGGAAAUAUAGCACCAGUGGAUCAUAGAUGGAAUCAACAUGGGCUUGGUGGAGAUAAUUUUCGUGGGCUUUGUAGAGAUUUACAUCCUGGUCCAGUAAGUUUAUUACAUUGGAGUGGUAAAGGUAAACCUUGGGUUAGACUUGAUGCUAAUAGACCAUGUCCAUUAGAUGCUUUAUGGGCACCUUAUGAUCUGUUAAAACCUCCAUUUUCGUUUGAUUCUUGAAAAUGGGGUUACGUAAAUGUUCAGUUUAUUGAAAAGCAGAGACAAGAGUGAAAAGAAUGAAAUAAUUGAUGCAACUGUAUAGGCUUUUGGUGAAGAUGAUGAUGAAGAGCUGCUGCAAAAACACAGGAUGAUGAAGUUUUUUAAGAUUCAAAAAUUCAAAAUUAAUAGGGAGGAUUAAAAUUCAUUUUUCUCCUUCUAAUAAAAUUUUACAAUAUUUUCUUGAUUUUUCAAUUUACUGGAGAUUUUUUUUUUUUUCCUGAAUGAUGUAUGUAAUCUUUGAGUUGAGCUCUAUAUUGUACAGCAGAUGAGUUAAAAAUUUUGGUUUCUUAGACGA